Pteropus alecto (black flying fox) is the source of this 589-nucleotide messenger RNA. It is a transcript of the gene PKIB, whose product is annotated as cAMP-dependent protein kinase inhibitor beta. Gene Ontology annotation, cellular component: nucleus; cytoplasm. Gene Ontology annotation, molecular function: cAMP-dependent protein kinase inhibitor activity. NCBI's taxonomy places the organism in Eukaryota, Metazoa, Chordata, Mammalia, Chiroptera, Pteropodidae. The record is from RefSeq and is a predicted model, not a curated record. The transcript is spliced from 2 exons. Gene Ontology annotation, biological process: negative regulation of cAMP-dependent protein kinase activity. The coding region runs from base 16 to 261 and encodes 81 amino acids.
UUUGCAGAUGUUGCUAUGAGGACAGAUUCAUCAGAAAUGACUGAUGUGGAGCCUAUGGGCAACGAUUUUGCAUCUUCGGCAAGGGCCGGCCGCCGGAAUGCCAUUGUAGACAUCCAGGAUUCAGCUGUGACAGGCGAAACUUCAGAGUUGCCCCUCAAACUGGAGACCCUCUCCGUAAAGGAAGAUGUAAAAAAAGAAGAUGAAGAAACAACACAAGACCAAUUGGAAAGUCCCCAAGUGAAGAAAAAUGAAGGCUCAUAAACUAUCAAAAGUACUGGAUUUCUGCAAGUUGAAAGACAGUGGCUCUCUUUUCCUGAGAUGUUUGAUCUGGUGGUAACCAUGGUACCACUGCAGCCCUAAGCAAUAUGUGCGUGUUAGAUAGUUUUGCUGUGAUGUUACUCGCUUGGAUUGCAACCGUGAUGUCCAGUGUAGAUCAUUAAAAGGCAGAUUACUUCCAAACUGCAUCCAAAGAAAAGGUUAAGAAUGUAUGGUCACUUGAAUACAUAUCACUGUCUAUGAACCCGGCAAAACCCACUGUUCUCUUUUGGAUUUAUUUAGCCAGGUGUGUUUUUAAUUCUAUUUUUAUGGU